AAGGAGCUGGCCGUGGCAGACAUCCCUCCGUGGCCAUGGGGUGAGGCACGGCUCCCACCUCCCCAUCCUCACAUCAGUCAAUACCGCCUCUCUCUCUCCCUCUCUGAGCCACACUACCACCUCUGACCGCCAGGGUGAUGUGCGUUCGAGUGGCGUCCUGCUUAUGUGUUCCCUACGUUGACAGUGACCGCCUCCGCUACCGUGUUGUUGAUGUAGUGAUGAGUUGAUGAGAGUGUGGAGGGAUCGUGGAGGCUAGUUGAUAGUGGAUGAGUCUGGUUGUGUUCAGCUGGAGAGCUCCGCCGGCCCGGGCAGAUGUGUGUGUUCGCGAGCGUGUUGAGAGCCGUGGUGGCUACCUGCAUCCUGGGGUCAGCCCUCGUCUUGGCCUCUCCACAACCACAACAACAUACUGAGUGCCAGCUGCCAGAGACUGGGGUGUACGUGUCCAUUAGUGCCGAGGCAGAGUUCGUAAACAACGGCAGUGAAGCGAUCCGCUGGCUGGAGGUCAACUGGUAUGGGGUCAACGACGGCCAGGACGGUGACUGGGUGGGGCUUUGGGACCACGACCCUGUUGAAGCGCUGAGCAAUCCCUUGGCUCAGUCCCCAGCAUCUGGGGCUGACGGUGUGCUGAGGACCGAGGAGCGCUGGGACAGUACCCUUAUUCCCAGCUCUCUGGAUGGGAUAACAGACUCGUGCCUGCCGUACUGGGUGGGUUAUGUACGUGAUGAAGUCCUCUUAUACUCGGCGUGCUUGAUGGUGAGACCACGUUGGCUGUCAGCUUUGAAGUCGCAAUUGUCAGCAACACGGCUGACAAAAGUUGCUCUACCGGGCACACACGAUGCUGGUGCUUCUGGUUUAUUUGGUCUGGCAAUUAUUGGAGAAUUGGUGGGUCGGUGGACAUUUGCUCAAGACGAGAGUUUGUGGCAGCAGCUGGUGCUCGGUGUCCGCUACAUGGACAUGAGAAUCUCUUACUACCCUCAGACUGAAGAGAAAUUUUUCGUGAACCAUGGCGACGUUCGCAUCGCCCCUCUACAGGGUUAUAUAGACAACGUAGUCGCCUUCAUGAAGCAGACUGAUGAGAUCGUCAUCUUUGAUAUCCACUCAUUAGAACCAGGAUUUGAUGGAUAUCCUGAACGUCACCGGGAGUUGAUUACGCUGCUCGAAUCAAGCUUUAUUGACUGGAUGGUGCCGAAGGACUUGGCGCCAGAUCCCACAAUGGGAGUUCUUUGGGAGAACGAGUUUCGGUUAAUAGUUACUUACCCGACCUCUGAGGGCUCCCUCUCCUCUUACUUGUGGAACAAUGUUCACCACCUUUGGGGCAACGUUGAUGACCUGAGUGACCUGGAGGCGUACCUGUACACAGGUAUUCCCCAAGAGUCAGAUCGCGGGUCCUUGUGGUCGGCGAUGGCGCAACUGACCCCGUCUGUGCUGGACGUGACAAUAAACCGAUGGGGAGGUCUGCGAGGAGCUGCCACCAUCACCAACGCUCCCGUCACCCGUUGGUUCCGCCAAGACUGGUGGGACCAAGUCAAUAUUGUCGCCAUGGAUUUCAUGCCUGCCUCUGAUGUUGUCUCCGUCGCCGUGGAAGCCAACAAGAUGAGAAGUCAAUGUGAUGGGAGGAGCCGAGACUCACCAGACGGGGCCAAGCACUGGUGGUCGACCGCCGGGGCGCAAACAGUGAACCUUCCUGGAUCACUUGAUCAAACUGUGUGUGCUGACCUCGUGGGUGCGGGCGGGGUGGGCGUGCGGGUGUGGCCCACCAUCCGCGCCUCACCCCAGAGACACGCUAACAAGCUUCAGUCCAGGUUACUCCAGAUCAACUGGGACGCGGAAGAGAUCCAAGGAGGAGACUGGGUGGGCGUGUUCCAGCAGGACCCCCGCCCACCACACACCAGACCUCCGCCCACAACGCCCACAACGCCCGCACCCGCACCACACCGCUUCUGGCAGAUGCCACGCCCCCUUCACUGGGACACGCCCUACGCCUCCCGGGGCACCAUCACCACCAAUAUCACACAGCCUAGAGUAGAGCUUAGUGUACUGGCCCGGGGUGGGUGUGUGGGGCUGUAUGUCGGCUUCACUAGGAAUGGUGUGUGUGUUGCCUCAGAGUGCAUCGCUGCUCACCCGUCCUGGCUCUUUGACAACAGGCAGGUGGUCGGGAACCGGUCGUUGAGGUCGUUGGUGCUUCCUGGCACCCACAACGCUGGGUCGUACUCUCUGAGGGACAGCGAGGAUGUGGUCUCCGCCUGGGUCGUCUGUCAGGACGAGGACAUCGUUUCACAGCUCCUCUACGGCAACAGGUACCUGGACCUUCGUGUAGCCUACUAUCCAGAUACAUCAGAGUUGCUGUGGAUCAACCACGACCUGGUGCGCUGGAGGCCGCUGUUGGAGGUCCUGAACGCCGUGCGAGGCUUCCUGGCCAUUUCCCCGGACCCUGUCAUUAUUGACGUCCACCGGACGCCCGUAGGCUUCGAGCUGCCGGAGGCCAAGCCCCUGCUCCUGUCCCUGAUGAAUGAAACUCUCGGCUCCCAUUUUCUUCACAACCGCUACGGAUCACUGGUUUCCCUCGACCAGAUUUGGAAGAUCGGAAAGAGGGUCAUAUUUUCGUUCGCCGACGCUGACGCAGCAGACAAGCAGGACUGGGUGUGGCCGCCCCUGCCCCAGGCCUGGGCCAAUGCUCAGAUGCUGGAGGACCUCCGGACGUACUUGGACGCCCAGAUGAACAAGCGCGUGGGCUCUCCUCGGCUGUGGGCGGCGAUGGCCCACCUCACGCCCACGCUAUGGGACAUGAUCUUGCGUUCCCACGUGGGCAUUCGCGGGCUGGCUGACCGGGUCAACUUCCCCAUCUCGCGCUGGCUGAGGCAACGCUGGGCCCACAUGGCCAACAUCAUCGCUUCAGACUUCUUCAGGGGAAAUGAUAUCAUCAAUGUGGCCAUUAGAACCAACCUGGCCCUCAGUGUGUGCCGACCCCCGCAGACGAGGAGGCCGGUGGUGCCUGUGGUGGCUGUGACGCCCCAGAGGCAUCCUGUCACCUUCAGGCGAUCAACGGGGUUCCGGAUUGUGGCCGAGACGAGACGACCUGUGUACUCGGAGAUCACCACACAGCCAAUGACCUCGUCCACCACCACCGCCCUUCCUUCCCUCUGGAGUCACUCCCCAGCCUCGUCUGAAGAUGGCCUGCCGGGAAGCAGCACCUCUCCGACAGUUGCUGUCCACGAAGGAACUAAAUACAAUAGGAACUUGUCCAAUGAUUCCACUUUCAAAGCGGCAAAUGCUCAGUCAGACGCUGCAACUGAAUCCUCUCUCCAUCCAUUAAUACGCAUUUUGGCAAGUCCCACCGAUAGUGCUACAUUUAGGUCCGCAGAAAACGCAGGCCAACACGAAAGUAACCAAUGGAGUGAUUUUGGUGAUUACACAGGUGUCGCGUAUGAAACCUCUGAGGAAUUGCUUUAUAUCAGCGAACCAAAGAGGAACAUUUAUGAUCCUGCUAGCGAACAAGCUUCGACGGUUGAGUCUCAAGGUCCUACAGUAGAGCCUUUGCCAGCAUCUAUAGAGCUUUUGCCAGCCUUUGCUAGCAUCUAUUUCAAUGCUGGCCCAGUUAAACCUCUAAAUGAAACUGCCAGUCACAGUGAAGGUGAUAAUGCCGGUGGAUGGUAUGCUGAAACUGAACAAAACACUACUACAAGUGCUAUCACCAAGGAAAAUGCACGCGGAGAAGGUAGACAUUUGGAUAUUUCUGAAAAGCAUUACUUGCCUAGUACUGACGAGGACAGGGAGAUGCAAGCACAUCCUUUCAAUCUGACUGUGGAAAGUUAUGUUGGGAUCCCGUCUACCACAAGUGUGGACCAGACCAUGCAGAAUGCUGAGACAAGAAUCUCGUCAAUCACAAGAGAUUCAGACCAGAGCACACGAACACCAGACUUAGAUACCUCGUUGUCCAUAAGGAAUGUCAGCCACAACGUCACCAAUCAUCUUCAAGUUCAAGAAAUAAACUCAAGUUCCCAGCCUCUUCUGGAAAUCAAUAACACAACUUCAGUUUCUGUUGACAUUAGGAAGGAUAACUCAACCAUAACUCACCUUCCAGAUAACUCUUCAACGCAAAUUCAAUCACUAGAACACCUUUUAACACCGAAUUUCUUUUUAGAACACUUUUCAGCACAAACUCCAGAACACCUCUCUACACAAACGUCAGAACACCUCUCUACACAAACGCCUGAACACCUUUCUACACAAACAACAGAACACCUCUCUACACAAACAACAGAACACCUCUCUACACAAACAACAGAACACCUCUCUACACAAACAACAGAACACCUCUCUACACAAACAACAGAACACCUCUCACACACAAACGUCAGAACACCUCUCUCUACACAAACAACAGAACACCUCUCUACACAAACAACAGAACACCUCUCUACACAAACGCCAGAACACCUCUCUACACAAACAACAGAACACCUCUCUACACAAACAACAGAACACCUCUCUACACAAACAACAGAACACCUCUCUACACAAACAACAGAACACCUCUCUACACAAACAACAGAACACCUCUCUACACAAACGUCAGAACACCUCUCUACACAAACAACAGAACACCUCUCUACACAAACACCAGAACACCUCUCUACACAAACAACAGAACACCUCUCUACACAAACAACAGAACACCUCUCUACACAAACGCCAGAACACCUCUCUACACAAACAACAGAACACCUCUCUACACAAACUCCACAUCACUUUUCCACACAAAUUCAACACUUCUCAUCAGAAACAUCAGAGCACUUCUCAUCUACUGACAAAUCAACUGCAGCUUCAAGUUCACAACAACACGCCACAGUCUCGACCACUCGAACCAUCAACAGCAGCGACGCCUCAUAG
This is a messenger RNA of Procambarus clarkii (red swamp crayfish), 4890 nucleotides long. The record is from RefSeq and is a predicted model, not a curated record. NCBI's taxonomy places the organism in Eukaryota, Metazoa, Arthropoda, Malacostraca, Decapoda, Cambaridae.